AUGGUCCUAGGCAGCUCGCUGUCCUGUCGAGUGCCCGUGCUGGCCCACGCGCAGCCUCGCGGCUCCUGUCACCGCGGAGCGACCGGCCCUCGGGCCUGGGCUGAGCAGAAGGAGCUGCGGCCUCGCCUGUGCCACAUGAAGAAGGGCCCCAACGGCUACGGCUUCAACCUGCACAGCGACAAGACCCGUCCGGGCCAGUACGUGCGGGCCGUGGACCCCGACUCGCCGGGGGAAGCGGCGGGUCUGCACCGUGUCCCGCAGGUGAAUGGGGUGUGCAUGGAGGGCAAGCAGCACGCCGACGUCGUGGCGGCCAUCAAGGCGGGCGGCGACGAGACCAAGCUGCUCGUGGUGGACGUCCUCACGGACGAGUUCUUCAAGAAGUGCAAGGUGGUGCCCUCGGAGGCCCACCUGGAAGGCCCUUUGCCAGAACCGGUUGCCAAUGGUGACGUAGGGAAGGAGAACAGCGCCGAGCCGCGGCCCAGCUCCAUGAUCGACAGCCCGUCCAGCCCGGGGCCGCUGGCCGCGUCCCCGACCCCGAAGCGCGGGUGCCCGGGGCUCAUGCGGCUCUUGUCCCCGCAGCCCAGCGAGGGCGAGAAGCGCAACUCGGCGCCCGCCUCGCUGCUGGACCUCGACAUCCCGCUGGCCGUGGCCAAGGAGCGCGCGCACCAGAAGCGCACGAGCAAGCGCGCGCCCCAGAUGGACUGGAGCAAGAAAAACGAACUGUUCAGCAACCUGUGAAGGC
Messenger RNA from Tinamus guttatus (white-throated tinamou), 742 nucleotides. NCBI's taxonomy places the organism in Eukaryota, Metazoa, Chordata, Aves, Tinamiformes, Tinamidae. The record is from RefSeq and is a predicted model, not a curated record.